Molecule: messenger RNA, 1863 nt
Organism: Colletotrichum higginsianum IMI 349063
Lineage: Eukaryota; Fungi; Ascomycota; Sordariomycetes; Glomerellales; Glomerellaceae
Product: Serine carboxypeptidase
Exons: 3
Coding region: 1-1863 (620 amino acids)
Biological process (GO): proteolysis
Cellular component (GO): fungal-type vacuole
Molecular function (GO): serine-type carboxypeptidase activity
Source: RefSeq, a predicted model, not a curated record
AUGCUGCCCAGGCUGUCUCUUCUCGCCCUCACGGGUGCCCUUCUCGGCCCUUCGCUAGCUCAGUUUCCCCCAACGCCUGAAGGGGUCACUGUCUUGAAGUCCAAGUUCGACAAAGGCAUCGAGAUCAGCUUCAAGGAGCCCGGUCUUUGCGAGGAAGCAGAAGGUGUCAAGUCCUACGCCGGGUACAUCAAGCUCCCUCCUGGAACCCUUGAGGGCGUCGGUCAGGAGCAAGACUAUGAGAUCAAUACCUUCUUCUGGUUCUUCGAGGCCAAGCAUGAUCCCGAGAACGCGCCCCUGUCUAUCUGGAUGAACGGCGGCCCCGGCAGCUCGUCGAUGCCCGGGCUGUUCAACGAGAACGGGCCGUGCUACAUCAACGCAGACUCCAAGUCGACGCGGCCCAGCGAGUGGUCUUGGAACAACAAAGUCAACAUGCUGUACAUCGACCAACCGGUUCAGGUGGGCUUCUCGUACGACACCCUCCGCAACGUCACCAGGAACCUCCUCGGCGGCACUCAGACCCUCAACGCAUCGAGCCCCGUCCCGUCGCAGAAUGUGACCUUCCAGACGGGCACGCUAGCCAGCGGGAAUAGGAACGCGACAAGCUGGGGCAGCCGCAACGCCGCUAUCGCCCUGUGGCACUUCUCCCAGGUCUGGUUCCAGGAGUUCCCCGGCUACCACCCCAACGACGACCGCAUCAGUAUCGCGACGCAGUCCUACGGCGGUCGCUACGGCCCCGCGUUCGUCGCCUACUUCCAGGAGCAGAACGAGAAGAUCAGGAACGGCACCUGGGACGGGACCGAGGGCGAGAAGUACAUCCUGAACCUCGACACCCUUCUCAUCGUCAACGGCUGCAUCGAUCGGCAGGUCCAGUGGCUAUCGCACCCCGAGAUGGCCUUCAAUAACACGUACGGGAUCGAGACGGUCAACGAGACGGUUUACCGGGGGAUGAUCGACGCAUAUAACAGGGAGGGAGGGUGCCGCGACCAGAUUGACGCCUGCCGCGAGGUCGCCGCCGUCUACGACCCGGAGAACGUCGGCAUCAACGCGACGGUCAACCGGAUCUGCGAGGCGGCCGAGUCGUACUGCACCCGCUACAUCCGGGACCCGUACCUCGACAUAUCGGGCCGCGACUACUACGACGUCACCCAGGUCGACCCAACCCUCUUCCCGGCCCCCUUCACCGCGGGCUAUCUCAAUCAGCCGCACGUGCAGUCCGCCCUCGGCGUGCCGCUCAACUGGACGGGGAGCUCGAGUGCCUCGUCCUCGGCGUUCCGCGGCAUCGGUGACUACCCGCGCCCCGGCUGGAUCGAGGACAUCGCCUCCCUGCUGCACAGCGGCGUCAAGGUCUCGCUCAUGUACGGCGACCGCGACUUCGCAUGCAACUGGAUCAGCGGCGAGGAGGUGGCCCUGGCGAUCCCCUGGGCGGACCAGGAAAACUUCGCCGCGGCGGGCUACGAGCCGCUCCAGACGAACUGCACCUACGAGGGCGGCCAGGUACGGCAGUACGGGAACCUGUCGUACAUCAGGGUCUACCAGGCCGGCCAUGCCGUGCCGUCGUACCAGCCCGAGUCGGCGUACCGCAUCUUCAACCGCGCCCUGUUCAACAGGGACAUCGCGACGGGACGCGUCGACACGGCGGCGGACCCGACAUACGGCACGCGGGGGCCCGCCGACACGUUCGGCAUCAAGAGCGAGGUCCCGCCGCAGUACGAGGACUUUUGCUACGUCCUCGACCCGAGCACCUGCAGUCGGGAGCAGGUUGCGGCCCUCCGCGCGGGCACUGCGGUUAUCAAGGACUACAUCAUGAUCGAUCCGCCCAGCGAGCAGGGCGCCGCGCUGGGGAUCAAAGCGAGGGAUAUGUAA